UUUAGGACCUGUAGAGCCAGCUCAUCAAAAUGUCUGUGCUGUGGCUACUUCUGGGUCUUCUUGCCCUUACUGAUUUAUCUGAAAGCAGCAACUGGGGAUGCUAUGGAAAUAUCCGAAACUUUGAGACCCCUGGGGCUUCUUGCGGGAUUGGAAAGCGUCAUGGCCUGAACUACUGUGGAGUUCGUGCUUCUGAAAGGCUGGCUGAAAUAGACAUGCCAUACCUCUUGAGAUACCAGCCUGUGAUUCGUACUGCUGGCCAAAAGUACUGUGUGGAUCCUGCAGUGAUUGCUGGUGUCUUGUCCAGGGAGUCUCAUGGCGGCAACGUUAUGGUCAAUGUGGGCAACAUGGGCAAUGACAUCGGGGCUGUGCAGGACCCUGGUCUUUAUGCUCCAACAUCCUGGAUCAGCGAGUCCCGGGUUUCUCAGAUAACCGAGGUCUUAACUGUUAGGAUCAAAGAAAUCCAGAGGAGGUUUCCAACCUGGAACUCUGAUCAGUAUCUAAGAGGUGGACUCUGUGCUUAUGCUGGAGCUCCUGAGUACAUCAGAAGCAGCCAGGACCUGAGCUGUGAUUUCUGCAAUGAUGUCCUUGCCCGAGCCAAAUACUUCAAGAGACAUGGCUUCUAAUGCUUCAGAGCAAAUCCAAGGUCAUUAUCACAUAGAAGACCUCAGCUGUUACACAGAUAAAACUAGCCAAUGGGGCUUGUACCUGUGAAUCUGAAUUUGACCUGAAGGUCAUCAAAAUAACAUGAAGCACAUUAAA
Messenger RNA from Mustela erminea (ermine), 759 nucleotides. RefSeq names its product lysozyme g1 (gene LYG1). The record is from RefSeq and is a predicted model, not a curated record. Gene Ontology annotation, biological process: defense response to Gram-positive bacterium; peptidoglycan catabolic process. Gene Ontology annotation, cellular component: extracellular region. Lineage: Eukaryota; Metazoa; Chordata; Mammalia; Carnivora; Mustelidae. Gene Ontology annotation, molecular function: lysozyme activity. The transcript is spliced from 5 exons. The coding region runs from base 30 to 623 and encodes 197 amino acids.